Messenger RNA from Drosophila pseudoobscura, 2581 nucleotides. RefSeq names its product defective proboscis extension response 19 (gene dpr19). Gene Ontology annotation, cellular component: neuron projection membrane. Gene Ontology annotation, biological process: synapse organization. The record is from RefSeq and is a predicted model, not a curated record. The transcript has 7 exons. Lineage: Eukaryota; Metazoa; Arthropoda; Insecta; Diptera; Drosophilidae. Bases 811 to 1977 code for a protein of 388 amino acids.
AGAGACACGACGACGCAGAAAUGGAUUUAAGUGGUACGUCCGAAACGACAGUCCCGGAAUUGGUUCAGAUCCUGAACCAACGAUUUGAAGAGCAAGUCAGUCUCACUUCUACAAAGAUAAAUGAGGCAGAAGAGCGGCAGGAGAGCUUAGCAGUAUGGCUGGUGAGAUCUCGAAUCUUACAAAGAGAGUUCAGUUUUGUCGAAAACAAACUGGGUGAGACCCAAAUGGAAGCCCAGCUUAAGCUAAGGUUCGAUGCACAGGCUAUGGCUAAAAUCGCAUGCGAUUUUAGGAUUCAGUUCCUUUCAUCACGGUCACACUGGAACUGGUUCGCAAUAGAGCGGCAUAACUGCAUAAUUUCGGUAUGUGCAGUCGGAAAAAAAAACCCAUCAUCUUGCAGUCACUUGGACUAAAUUCACCAGCACCAGUAUAUAUCAACGAGCAGCUUACAAAAGAAAUCUACCCGAUUUUUAAAGAAGCUUUACAAGAGAAUUUAUGUAAGUUUAGGCCCUGGAACAUUUUAGCAACUUUUGUGAAUCAUUUGUACCAUCCCUGGCAUGUACUGUGAUGGGCGCAGUUCGCGCUUGGACAAAUGCACGCACGCGCAUGCUUACAUACAUACAUAUGCAUUCAUGUCUGAAGAUAUGUUCCUGGCUCCCCCUGUUACGUUGAGACCUACAUAAUGCGAUUGCUAUAAAAUGAUCCUUCCUGAAUAUGUGCAUACAUGUGCAAUCUGAAAUUGGUGUCUGACAAAUAUGUUUCUGCAACAAACAUAAAAAAAUUCAAGCUCGGAAAGAUUUAAAUUUGGAAAUAAUGGAACCGAAAAGAUGGCACUUGCAGCUGUCAUGUUUUUUCCUGCUGCUUAGCUCAACAUUUUCAGAUGUUGGCAAAAUAACGUCCUCUCAAAAUCACUUUGGAAAUACUAUACAGAGUCAGUUCACCACCAAAAACAACACUAGGGUAAUUGCCCAGAAAGGAGGGCUUGCCAUAUUACCCUGUGUCGUCAAAAUUAACUCUCCAGCAACGGUUUCUUGGAUACGCAGGAAAGAUUUCCAGCUACUAACGGUUGGGUUGUCAACACAUAGUAGCGAUAAAAGGUUUUUGGUUGAGCAUACGCGGCAUAUGGGUCACUGGUCUCUUAGAAUUAAAGCCGUCAGAGAAGAGGAUCGUGGAUUUUAUGAGUGUCAAUUAUCAAUUUACCCAACUCAGUCAAUUUUUAUUGAACUAAAAAUCGUCGAAGCGGUUGCUGAAAUUUCAAGCGCACCUGAGCUUCACAUAGACGAAACUUCUACUUUACGGCUUGAGUGUAAACUUAAGCGGGCGACGGAAAAUCCCUCUUUUGUAUUUUGGUAUCAUGACAACAAAAUGAUUAAUUAUGAUGUACAAGGCGGUUUUGUUGUGACGUCGAUGGAAUCAAAUGGGAAGAGUAGCGUACAAAACGGACACAUUUUUAGAGUCUUGCCCGGGUUUGCUGGUAACAAAUCACGUAUUAUCCCUAUUCCGGAUCCCGUGGAGUCAAUUAAUGGAAUUCUAAAUAGCAAAACCGUAGCCACUUCAGCAAACUUCAUAUCGCCGAAUCCACCAUAUUUACAACCGCACCAGUCCUCAUAUCUUCUUGCUCCUUCUAUGAGUGUUCUAAGUAUUAAACAGGUUAAUUUUCGGCAUGCUGGUAACUAUACCUGUGCUCCAUCAAAUGCCCGUCCUGCUAGCAUUACGGUACAUGUUUUAAGAGGAGAAAAAACUGCUGCCAUGCAACACGCUAAUCGAAGUUCUUUGGAUAGUGAGAAUUUGAGCAACAGCACUUUUGGGUUAAUUAGUAUAGGUGGUAUCAAUGGCACAAUCAGCCUAGUAUUAGCCAAAAGCUUAUUAUAUAUCUCAAUCAUAUUCCUAUUAGUAAGCGUUCUAUCAAAUUUUCGCCUACUAAAAGUUGUAGAUUCCCUAAUAUUCCUAGCAUUUAUAAUAUUACUCAUGGAAAGCUGAAAGUAAUUCAUGUUAUAAGAAAUGGAGCAAAUUCAAUCAACCGAAAGUAAAAAAAAUGCUCCAAGUUAUAAUUAUAAUUAUCGUACAUAUACAGGUAUAUGUAUAAUAUCGACAUACUUAUGUUCCAUGUAUAAGUCCCUUACCUAAACCUUUACUAUCAUACAAGCUUUAUAUGCAUUUUUAGAGAAAAAAAAUUGAUGUAUACUAAUUUUAAACUGUAAAUAGACUUUCAUAACAUACAAUGUAUUGAAUCGUGAAAUAAGAAAAUUCAUCUACUUGUUACCAAAUAUACAAAAAUUAUGUAGAAUACAUACUCUGUACAUUAAUUCAUAAGAUACAAAUACUGCAGUUAUGAUUAGGAGUUCAUAUUUAUUUACAUGUACUGAAAUUUUAGCGUUAAACCCACAGAUCAUACAAGAAUGAUAAAAGAGUAAUUUGUUAUAUAUGUAUGUAACUGUUAUUUUGCUGUUCAAUAUGACUAUGCAACAAAAAAAAAACUGCCGUCAGAAUUUUAAUUUAAAAAAAUUAAUGUGUAUGGUACAAUUUAAAUUAAAUAAAAAUAUUACCGUAAGUUUGAACGCAUACAAUGGUAUUGUAGCUCCAU